AUGUUGGACUACGAAUGGGACAACCCCUCCGCCAUUAUGUUAUCCGGAGAAGAUCGAAACCACCAGGACUCUGACCCGACCCGAGCCUUGUCCAUCUUCGACCCGACCCAUCAUCAUCACCACCACCAUCAGCAUCAGUCCUACAACAUUUCUCCACCGCUCAUUUCUUCCUUCUCGAACCAGCAUUUGACCGUCUAUGGUGGUCAUCAGACCGCUCAGUUUCAUCACUCCUUCUACGACCCCCGCACCACCACCACCACUCCUUACGCCUCAUCCGACUCCCUCUACCAUCCCCACUCCUCUGCUUCUUCCCUCUUCUCCUUCGACCAGACCGGAGCCGGAACCGGGCCAGGAUCCGGGUCCUCUUACAACUUCCUCAUCCCCAAGACCGAAGUCGACGUCUCUCGGCCGCUCGAUUUCACGUCGAACCGGAUCGGGCUGAAUCUGGGAGGCCGUACAUACUUCUCCGCCGCAGACGACGAUUUCGUGAGCCGGCUGUACAGGCGGUCUCGACCAGGUGAGUCGGGGAUGGGAAACUCGCUGAGCACUCCGAGGUGCCAAGCGGAGGGGUGCAACGCGGAUCUGAGCCACGCCAAGCACUAUCACCGCCGCCACAAGGUGUGCGAAUUCCACUCCAAAGCUUCCACGGUUGUGGCCGCCGGGCUCAGCCAGCGCUUUUGCCAGCAAUGCAGCAGGUUCCAUCUGCUUUCGGAAUUCGACAACGGGAAACGGAGCUGCCGUAAGCGACUGGCUGACCACAACCGCCGCCGCCGCAAGUGUCACCAGUCAGCCUCCGCAGUCCACGACAGCGGCAAAUCCUCGACCACCACCACUCCAAAGUCACCAAACAAUUCGGGUAUGAAGUCGUCGUCGCCGUCCAACGGGCUUCUCUCGCCGACUACAAUUUCGUUGGAGUGUUUCCGGUUCCAAACGACAGCCUCGUCCUCCACGUCCUCUUCAAAUUCAAUGUUUUUCUCAACUGGGUAG
This is a messenger RNA of Microthlaspi erraticum, 987 nucleotides long. NCBI's taxonomy places the organism in Eukaryota, Viridiplantae, Streptophyta, Magnoliopsida, Brassicales, Brassicaceae. The record is from the annotation of a GenBank genome assembly.